AUGAAAUCCAGCCCCACUGCCUCAAUCGGACUCGACCUCGCGACCAACAAGAAGUCAACCAACACCAGUGGCGGGAAUGCAGAAGAGGAGCGAAGGGAAAAUGCGUUCAGUGCAUCAAAAAGGGCAAAGCCAUCAAAACUCAGCUUGAGGCAGAGGAUGAUGGCAGAUCACAAGGUAAUCGUUGGAAGAAGGCCUUGCAUACCCACUAGAGAAAAAUCAGAUGAGGAAGGUAAAAAUCUUGACCUUGAUGCUGAAAUUACCAUAGUGAAUGAGAAGAAGAAAGUUGCCGAGAAUGGAGUUGUUGGUCUAGGACGAGUUAGAGAAUUUGCUUGGGUGAAAUCUCCCAUUACUGUGUGUGAAAUGUAA
This is a messenger RNA of Linum trigynum, 366 nucleotides long. NCBI's taxonomy places the organism in Eukaryota, Viridiplantae, Streptophyta, Magnoliopsida, Malpighiales, Linaceae. The record is from the annotation of a GenBank genome assembly.